Molecule: messenger RNA, 4371 nt
Organism: Wasmannia auropunctata (little fire ant)
Lineage: Eukaryota; Metazoa; Arthropoda; Insecta; Hymenoptera; Formicidae
Gene: Oatp30B
Product: solute carrier organic anion transporter family member 5A1
Exons: 14
Coding region: 502-3360 (952 amino acids)
Biological process (GO): transmembrane transport; sodium-independent organic anion transport
Cellular component (GO): membrane
Molecular function (GO): protein binding
Source: RefSeq, a predicted model, not a curated record
GGGCAGAGACGGCAUCGGGCAGAUCGGGCGAUACCAGACGACAGUAGCGGCACCAAGCAGGCAUUUCGGAGAGCGCAUGCUCGAGUUCCUCGAUGGUCGGGCAAAAACACAGCUGGUCUAUGAUUCUCGAAGCGAGUUGACGUUCGAACGGCUAUCAAUGUGAUUUCUACGAAUUUGUACCGACUUGUCGGAGAGCUGUCGGAGCCGAGCGCCAAGGCUCGCGCGAGCCUGCGGGAGGAAGUUGUACGAAGGUCCGUCGAUUGCGACUGUCUCUCCGCAGUCAGAACGGUGUGAGUGCGUGAUCGCCCGAUGUAGCCUGGAGAGAAUAACGCGCGGAAUCUUGAAACCACGAGGAUUUUUCGCUUGGCUUGGCCCUGGAUACAAAGGAGUAUCCCGCCACCGUCUCGACGUGUAGUCUUACCCUAACAAUGUCACCGGUAAACUCGUAAUAUUCGAAGCAACGUAGGAGGGACGAAAGAAGAAGAGAUAGAUGAAAAAGAGAUGGCGUCCACCAGUGGGCACAAGAGAAAUGGCUCCAGCUCGAGCAUGUUUGCGCAUAAACGCACCGAAUCGGGGGGUGGUUUCGUUGGUUACAAGCGACCUGAGAGCGGUCACAAACGUGCCGAGAGUAUAUCUAGUGCCUUCGGCCACAAACGAUCCGAGAGUGGCCACAAGAGGAACGAGAGCAGCGGCGGUUUUGGUCACAAGAGGUCCGAGUCUGGCAGCAAUUAUCAUGCCGGACAUCGGCGUAAUGAAAGUAUGUACGCGAUGACGGGCCUCUACGCGGAAAGCGCCGGCACUGGUACCGACGAUAAUGCGGAUCCGCUGCAGGCGACCGCCGGUAGACUGACCCACGACACCGUCAUAAGGUGCCACAGUAGAAAUCCGAGUUCCGGCCUUGUGGAUCAUAGAGAUUUUAUCAUCAAAUGUCACAGCAGGAAUCCCAGUGCUUCUAUGGUCGACAGGGCGGAGAAGGAGAGGGCGCAAACUCCGCCGUUUAAUCCAGACUCCAAGGACUGUGGGAUUCUGAGUUGUAGACCGGUCUUUAUUCAAAGAUUUGCCGGAAUAAAGGUGUUCGUAUUUCUUCUAUCGUUUCUUGUUACGUUACAACAAGCGCUUAGCUCAGGUUACAUCAAUUCUGUGAUAACAACCAUAGAGAAAAGGUUUGAGAUCCCGUCCAGUCUUUCGGGCCUCAUUGCAAGUUCUUACGAAAUCGGCAAUGUUAUCACUGUCAUUUUCGUCAGUUAUCUCGGCAGUCGCAGGCACAUACCCGUGUGGAUAGCGAUAGGAGCAGUGAUAAUGGGACUGGGAUCGAUGAUCUUUAUGGUGCCACAUUUCACAGCAGAGCCCAACUUGACGACAACUGCGAAUCAUUCCAAUUCGGAUAAUAUCUGCCGCGGAGUAUCCUUACGCGAACAAGACAUGGGUUUAGGUCGGCUUUCAUCAGGGUUAUCUUCACCUCCCUUAGCACCCCAUAACAAUUUAAGAGGUGAUAAUUGUAUACAGGGAUCUCCGUCGACAGCCGGACCUGUCAUGUUAUUUGUACUUGCUCAGUUACUACUAGGAUGCGGUGGCUCUCCUUUAUUUACUCUUGGUACUACUUACAUAGACGAUCACGUGAGACCAGAAAGUGCGUCUUUAUAUAUUGGUUGUAUGUAUAGUAUGGCGGCCUUUGGACCAGUUUUAGGUUUUCUUCUUGGAGCGUAUCUUUUGUCCUUUCAUAUGGACUCAUUUUCUGGGACGAUUAUAAGUAUCGAUCCUGGAGAUCAUAGGUGGGUUGGUAUGUGGUGGGGCGGAUUCCUACUUUGUGGAUUGCUCCUUAUUCUAGUAGCAAUACCCUUCUUCAGUUUUCCUAAAACUCUACAACGCGAAAAGGAAAAGAUACGAAUUAUAGAAAAGAAUAAACCAAUAACGCAGAAAGAAAAGGAGCAAUCGAAAGAACCUAAGAAAGAUAUGAUCGAUGAUAGCGGUUAUGGCAAGGAUGUCAAAGAUAUUCCUCGAAGUAUGUGGAGACUCGUUUGCAAUCCAGUCUACGUUGUAACAUGUUUGGGAGCAUGCAUGGAGUUGGUGAUUGUAUCUGGUUUUGUGGUAUUUCUGCCCAAAUAUCUCGAAACACAAUUCAGCCUGGGAAAAAGUCAAGCCAGUAUCUUCACUGGCUCUGUCGCUAUACCAGGCGCUUGUAUCGGAAUUUUCUUUGGCGGAUGUAUGCUCAAACGUUUAGAACUAAGGCCGAAGGGUGCUGUGCAAUUUGUCCUCGUCUCAAAUAUAAUUUGUCUGGUGUGUUACGGUCUGUUAUUCUUCCUCGGCUGCGAAAACGUAAAAAUGGCUGGGACCACUAUUCCAUACUUUAACAGUAGUACGAAGGGUCCUGAACCCUUUCAAGUAAAUCUCACUGCCGCAUGCAACUUUGGUUGUGAAUGCCGAAUGACGGAUGUCGAGCCAGUUUGCGGAAAUAAUGGUCUGACUUAUUUUAGUCCGUGUCACGCAGGUUGCACUGCCUUCAGUUCCAAAUCAAAUUUUACAAAUUGCGCAUGUAUACAUGGCAAUUUAACUGGUAUGCUACCACCGGCUGCUCCGGAAUUUGCAGAAGUGACCGUUGUGCCAGUAGCAACUGCAGGUCCUUGUACUUCACCAUGUAGAACUAUAUUUCCAUUUCUAAUUCUUUUGUUCUUUAUGACAUUUAUUGUCGCUGUGACUCAAAUGCCUUUGCUCAUGAUAGUAUUACGGUCCGUUUCUGAAGAAGAAAGAUCUUUUGCUUUGGGUAUGCAGUUUGUAAUUUUUCGACUAUUUGGCUAUAUACCAGCACCAAUACUAUUUGGUAAUUUGAUUGAUUCUACAUGUUUGCUAUGGAAGAGCACUUGUGGAGAAAAGGGAGGUCGAUGUUUACUCUACGAUAUUGAACAAUUUAGAUACAGAUAUGUCGGCCUAUGUGCUGGUAUAAAAAUUUUAGCUUUGGCGUUAUUUUUGAUUGACUGGUGGCUCGUAAGAAGAAGAAGACAAAUGGAAGAUCAACCGCCAUCUUUCACUGUCAACGAGUUUGUAGGGUCAAUUAUCAGUCUAGAUAAAUUGUUUGAAGAGAAACCACAUCAGAAUUUAGGGGAUGGCGAUGCGACGCUGCCGAGUUCCGAGAUUGCAACGCCAUCCUCUAUUUCGUCGCCUACAGAACCUACCAAGUCAACGAAUCUCGAGGAAACAGGGUCUUCGAAUCAAACGCAAGAUUCAAUGGAGACGACAAAUCGCUCAAAAAAUAUGGAAGCUGAAGUUUCCGAUAUGAGGCAAGCGCCACUUGCCUUACAAGAGCCAGACGUCGAGAUCAAACUUUCAAGUGGUAUGACAGAAAAUCAUAAUCGCAUUGUUUAAUGUUUAUUUUAUAUUAGAAACUGUAGAAGUAAAUAUAUCAAAUUGAUCAUAUAUAAAUUUGUGACAAAUUAUAUAUACAUACUCGCUGGAUGGAUUAUAUUUGAAAAUAUAAUACAGACUCACAUAUCCACACAUGUCGUUUAUCAUACAUACAUCGUUUGUCUCUUUUAUGUUUAAGGGGGGGGGGGGAAGAAAAUGCAGUAUAAUAUCUAUAGAAAAAAAAAAUGAUAAUUUUCUAAGAUAUUAAACAUGCUAAAGAAUGUAAAGAUCAUUGAUUUCAUUAUGUUCUUUUUCUUUUUCUGUUGUAUGAUACAUUGUGGUCAUGUGUACGUACAUAACUGUUAUUUAUUAUCCAAGAUAACUUGUCACAAAUUUAAUUAUUUACUAAGUUGAUUAGUUUUACUUUUAGCAAAAAUAUCACUGAAACGUAAAUUUUUACAGCAAUCAUGUACAUGUCAAUAAGUAGAUAAGUAAUGCAUAAAUGUAGUUUAUUUCAGACGUACAAUCCGAGAUUGUAUUACUCAUGGCACAUUUAGAUUUGUAUUGUUGCUAUGUAUAUCAUUAACGAGGAUAGAUUAUAUACAAGAAAGAUAAAUAUGCAACGCGAAUAAAUUUCUAUCGUCCGAAUGGAAUCACGACAAAGUAUAAGCCUUGCGCUAUUGCAAGAAAAGGCCAAUGUAACGAUGAAUGAUUGUAAAUAUGAAAAUUCCUGCCUUAAGAAAUACAAGACUAGACAAAUGUAUAUUUGAAAAUGUAAACUAAUUGUAAGUAUCAGAAUUAACGAUUUAUAUAAUAUCAUUAGUACCGAGCGAAAAAAAAAUUACGAUUUAUUUUAUAACUAAAGAAAAGAUAGGUUUCUCGAAACAAAUAGUCAAUUUAGUAUAUAGUAAGAUACCUAUUAAAAAUGAUGAAGAUGAAUAUAACAAAUUGUGAGUAAUCUCUAUCAUACAGUAACGCAUUGAUUCGUAUUUUGUAUUUUUCUGUAAGUAGAUGCAACCGUAAAAAUUGCGC